AGCAGAUUUUAUUUCAGGGGGACAGACCGUCUUUGUCUCUCUGUGAGGACGUCAGGCACGUUUGUUUCCUUCCUUUUCUUUUCUUGCCCCAGUCUCUGCCUGUAGACUGGUCUAAAGCACCAUGGACAGCGCACUGGACAGACUGGACGCUGCAGGAUUCUUACAGAUCUGGCAACAUUUUGACAUAAAUGACAACGGCUACAUCAAAGCCAGUGAGCUGGAGGCCUUCUUUAAACACACGUUGCACAAACUCGGGAUGAAGAAGGAGGAGAUAACUGAGGACAAAAUCAGGAGGCUGAAAGAGAAGUUCAUGCCUGCGUGUGACAUCGGGGCUGACGGACGUCUGCAGAUCCAAGAGCUGGCCACACUGAUGCUGCCAGAGGAGGAGAACUUCCUACUUCUGUUCCGCAGAGAGACGCCGCUGGACAACAGUGUGGAGUUUAUGAGGAUUUGGAGAAACUAUGACACAGACAGCAGUGGCUACAUCUCAGCUAUUGAACUCAAGGGGUUUCUUCAAGACUUGUUCCUCCAACAUGGGAAGACCAUCACCCCGAAAAAAUUGGAGGAGUACACUGACACCAUGAUGAAAAUGUUUGACAAAAACAAAGAUGGCAGACUGGAUCUCAAUGACCUGGCCAGAAUUUUGGCUUUAAAAGAAAAUUUCCUGCUGAAGUUUAAGAUGGAUGCUUGCAGUCAGGAAGACAGAAAGAGGGACUUUGAGAAGAUAUUCGCUCACUAUGACGUUAGUAAGACGGGUGCACUGGAGGGCCCUGAGGUGGAUGGAUUUGUCAAAGAUAUGAUGGAGCUGGUGAAGCCCAGCAUCAGUGGGACAGACCUGGAUAAGUUCAGGAAAGCCCUGAUGGGUCACUGUGACAUCAACGGAGACGGAAAGAUCCAAAAGAACGAGCUGGCUCUCUGCCUCGGCCUUAAGCUCAGCUAACCGACCCUGGAAACAUUCAAAGACGUGUAUAUUCUUCCUUCCUCUGCUGAUCUCUGUUACUUGCCGUCUUCUUUGUAUCCUGCUGAUUGUCUUAACUCGUCCCUUUUCU
Messenger RNA from Neolamprologus brichardi, 1049 nucleotides. Its product is annotated as secretagogin-like. Gene Ontology annotation, molecular function: calcium ion binding. Gene Ontology annotation, cellular component: synapse; terminal bouton; cytosol. Lineage: Eukaryota; Metazoa; Chordata; Actinopteri; Cichliformes; Cichlidae. Gene Ontology annotation, biological process: regulation of presynaptic cytosolic calcium ion concentration; regulation of long-term synaptic potentiation. The record is from RefSeq and is a predicted model, not a curated record.